Molecule: messenger RNA, 1786 nt
Organism: Lactuca sativa (garden lettuce)
Lineage: Eukaryota; Viridiplantae; Streptophyta; Magnoliopsida; Asterales; Asteraceae
Product: F-box protein At5g46170
Molecular function (GO): protein binding
Source: RefSeq, a predicted model, not a curated record
CUCCAUCUUUAUCCCCCGUACACGCACAAAUCAAUAUCUCUCCCCCUCUCUCUCUCUCUCUCUCUCUCUCUCUCUUCAUCUCCUCCCCCAUUUCUCUCUCUUCUUUUCUAUUCAAUGCGCCUUACACUUUGCCACCAUCACCAGAUCCUCCCUCACCCUUUCAUUCCCAUCCUCUCUACUUUCGAUUCUUCAAAUCCCAGAUCCCUUUUCUUUUUCCUUCUCAAUUCUUCUUGUUAGCUAGCUAUGAUGUCUUCUCUACGCCCAGAUCUCACCACCAAAAUCUACCCCUACACGGAGGAGGAACCACUCGACCUUUUCGACCAUCUACCGGACUCUCUCCUCCUCUUGGUCUUCAACAAGAUCGGUGAUGUCAAGGCUUUAGGUCGUUGUUGCGUUGUUUCCAAGCGAUUUCAUACCCUUGUUCCUCAGGUCGAAAACGUUGUUGUUCGUGUCGACUGUGUUAUCUCCGACGACGAUGCCACCUCCGCCUCCGGUGCCUCCGAUAAAUCCCGUGGACCCUUUUCCAGUCUUGUUCGUCUUGUUUUUGGUGGAAUCGUUAAGCCCAUCCAAGCUCUUGGAAACUUUUUGGGUCCCAAGAGAUCUUCAUCCUCCUUAUCUGUCGGUAACAACGUUGAUGCUGAUGAUGAUCUUGAACAUGGAGGUGGAGUUACGCACCAUUCUCCCACUCAAGUUCUCAAAAACUUCGAAGAGAUUCGUUUCCUUAAAAUCGAGCUUCCAAGCGGCGAAUUAGGUAUCGAAGACGAUGUACUGUUGAAAUGGAGGGCGGAUUUCGGAUCCACCCUUGAUAAUUGCGUCAUGCUCGGCGCAUCCUCCGUGAUUCAUCCCACCCAGAAUUUUACAUCUAGUGAAACCAAUUGCGAUCGAGUAUGUGGAGCUGGGGUUGGGGUUGUGACUGAUGAUAAUGGAAGCAUUCCGGAAUCGUUUUACACCAAUGGUGGAUUGAAAUUACGGGUAGUAUGGACGAUAAGCUCAUUGAUCGCAGCUUCAGCAAGGCACUACUUGCUUCAACCUAUAAUCGCAGAGCAUAAGACAUUAGAUUCCUUGGUUUUGACAGAUGCAGAUAGACAAGGUGUCUUGUGUAUGAACAAGGAACAAUUAGAAGAACUGAGGGUGAAGCCAUUAUCAGCUUCUUCAGCUUCAAAAAGAACCCUAGUCCCAGCUUUGAAUAUGAAGCUUUGGUAUGCUCCAUUUCUGGAACUACCUAAUGGGACUGUGCUCAAAGGGGCUACAUUAGUAGCAAUUAGGCCUAGUGAGCAAUCAACAACACAGAAGGAAGUUUCUGAUGGAUCAUGGGUUUCAUCUGCUUUUGAAGAGCCUUAUGGAACUGCUGCAAGAAUGUUGGUUAAGAGGCGAACUUAUUGCCUUGAGAUGAAUUCCUUCUGAGCUUUCAUGGCUGCAUAAAAGGCGAUAAACUUUAUGAUUCAAGGCACAGGGAAAACAAAACACACAAUUUUGUUCACAUGUAUAUGAGGUUCGAUGGUGCAAAAUGUUACUUACCUUCAAUGGUGCUUCAAUGGUGUAUGGGUUGAUGAGGGUAUGUUUCGGUUUAUGUAUGUAUGGUAAUGGUAUGAAAAGUGAGAAAAAAAGAGUUGCCUUGGUGGUGGAUGGUGUUGCAAGGGGGUUGUUUUGGGUUCUGUGUUUGUUUGUAGUCAUAUCUAUAUCUCUAUAUCUCUAUAUAUGUUAUACGAUCUUCAUUUAUGUGAAUAUUUGUAGGUAUGAAACAAUACUAGUGUUUAUAAGUGGCUUAAACUGCCUGUUUUCUGAA